This is a messenger RNA of Papilio polytes (common Mormon), 1151 nucleotides long. Its product is annotated as collagen alpha-1(I) chain-like. The coding region runs from base 159 to 1151 and encodes 330 amino acids. NCBI's taxonomy places the organism in Eukaryota, Metazoa, Arthropoda, Insecta, Lepidoptera, Papilionidae. The transcript has 9 exons. The record is from RefSeq and is a predicted model, not a curated record.
AAGUUGCGCAUACGAACGGCAUUUAGGCGCCAUUUUGGUCUAAAGUAAUAUCAAACUUAACUUUCAACACAUGAAGAAAUUUGUGUAGUUAAAUUAUCACUUCAGUUAUUACACAUAUAUAUUUCUCUGAAAUCUAAAUAACACUAAAUUCUAUAGAAAUGGACGGGCCACGGGGUGGAUUCCGAGGUGGUGGUCGCGGUGGCCCACCCGGUCUUCGAGGUCGAGGUGGAUUUGAUAUGCGUGGACGCGGUAUGCCUGGUAUGCGAGGUCGCGGCGGCCCCCCUCGAGGAGCUCUUGGACCACGUGGUGCACCGCGAGGAUUUAGAGGACACAUGCGGGGCGAAAGAGGUGGUCGUUUUCCCCCUGGACCGCAAGGCCCUGGUCCACAUCCAGUACCUACAAUAGAAACCAGAGUUGGACCUCCACAUAGAGGUGGUUUUAAUAAUAGAGGAGGUCCAGGUGGUAUGAGAGGUCGAGGUGGCCGUGGUCGCGGUGAUUUUGGACCGAGAAAUGAUAGAGGGGGAAGAGGAAUGCCUAUGAGAGGUAGAGGUGGUAGAGGAGGUCCAGGAGCACCACCUUUAAAUGGUCCGCCAGUUGGCGGGCUUCCUCCGCACCCCGGACCACACGGACCACCAGCACCAAUUCCUAGUGGUCCUCCCAAUUUACCACCUAGAGGUGUGCCUCCACAGCAUCAAUCAAAUAUACCACCAAACCAGUCACAGGGACCACCAUUCAAACGUGGUGGAGGACCACCACAUGGAGGAGGGGGGCCACCUAAAAGAGGAAGGUUUGACGGUCACCGUGGAGGGGCGAGGCAACCACCGGGCGCGUACGCAGCGCCGCCGGCACACAACCAACAGUCAAAUGGCUAUGGACCCCCUGUGCACACAGGCUAUCAACAAUAUGAACAACCUCCCGCAGAGCAGUUCCCAUCUCCAUCAUACAAUGCUUCAAGCUCGUACCAGAGCGGCGGCAACUACUCGACGCCGGCGCCCGCGCCCGCUCCCGCAUAUUCCAAUAAUUAUGGUUCAAACUACGGCUAUUCCACUAGCGGACAAGGUUACGAUAAUAAUGGAUACAGCGCGGGCGCUGCGGGCGGCGCCGGGGACGCCGGGUACGGGGCCGCGGAGAGCUCGUACGGCAGUUGGUGA